UGCUGUUGACACUGGACAGCUGACUGCUCAACACCAACAACAAACCUCGCGUACACUUUAAACUUGUGUGAACAUAAAUUAUAACAUUUUCAAGUAAUCACCUCCCAGAAUGCCCACAUGGAAUCAGAUUCAGCAGCAGCUAAGGCAUGCUAAUAAUCCUGUUGUAUUCUUUGAUAUAACAGUUGGACAAACGGAAAUUGGACGAAUGAUAAUGGAACUGUACGCAGAUGUUUGUCCCAAGACAAGCGAGAAUUUCCGCCAGUUUUGUACUGGAGAGUACCGUAAGGAUGGAGUUCCCAUAGGAUAUAAGGGUGCUUGUUUCCAUCGUGUUAUCAAGGACUUCAUGAUUCAAGGAGGAGACUUUAUGAGGGGUGAUGGGACAGGUACACAGAGCAUAUAUGGUCCAAGCUUUCCAGACGAAAAUUUCAUCCUUAAGCAUGAUGGUCCUGGAUUAUUAUCACUGGCCAAUAGUGGAAAGGAUACUAAUGGUUGCCAGUUCUUCAUCACCUGCUCCAAGUGUGACUUCUUAGAUGGGAAGCACGUGGUGUUUGGAAGAGUGAUUGAUGGCCUCCUGGUGAUGCGUAAAAUAGAAAAUGUUCCAACGGGACCAAACAAUAAACCAAAAAUUCCAGUGAUUAUUUCUCAGUGUGGACAAAUGUGAUAUUCUGAUUUUAAAAAGAAGAAUGCUAGUAGUGUUUGUAAAAAAAAAAUAUUAAAUUUAAUGAAAUAAGUGUACAAUAUAACAACAUUAAAGUUCAUACCUGUUUAGGGUUAGACAAUGUGUUUAUUAAGGACCAAGAUUAUGAAGUACAGGAUACUUUAUUUUUUUUAUGAAGAAAAUGGAAAAGUGACAAUAUGAAGUGGAAAAAAUGCAAUUUGAAGCCUUCAUGAAUGAAAGACAAGGAACUCUGUUUAGCUUGACUGAUAUUAGUACAGUAUUUGUAUAGAUUAAUAUUUUGCACAGAUAUAAAUUUUUUAUGAAAACAUUCUGAGAGUAUGCCACUGUUUCCCUUUAUCAUCAAAUUCAUGUAACUUGUAUACCAGUGAAAAUGCCAAUUAAAUAAACAAACAAUUUAA
Messenger RNA from Homarus americanus (American lobster), 1077 nucleotides. RefSeq names its product peptidyl-prolyl cis-trans isomerase H-like. Bases 110 to 661 code for a protein of 183 amino acids. Gene Ontology annotation, cellular component: intracellular membrane-bounded organelle. The transcript is spliced from 4 exons. Gene Ontology annotation, biological process: protein peptidyl-prolyl isomerization; protein folding. Lineage: Eukaryota; Metazoa; Arthropoda; Malacostraca; Decapoda; Nephropidae. Gene Ontology annotation, molecular function: peptidyl-prolyl cis-trans isomerase activity. The record is from RefSeq and is a predicted model, not a curated record.